GCGUCACUCUUCGGCAAAUGCGGGGAAGUUAAGAAAUCCACUAUCAAAGAUACUUUUUUUUUGUUGUAUAAAUACACUCUACCCAUCGUCAUCGUGUCGUACCUUUUUUCACCCAUUCGCGUUAUUUAUUCACUAUAUACAUAUAAAAUAUAUAUAUAUAGCUCCUCUACUCCUCAACUUGUCUUUUUCAAAUCGUCCAUUAAUUUAAAUUCCAUAACACAUCGGCAACCAGAGGUGCACAAGAGAAUAAAACGCGGACGUCGGCGUCUUCUAGUCACAGUUCACCGGCUGCCUUCUGACCAAUAACAACGUGCAUUGCCUUGGUGUGAUCAAUCGGGAUUAAAAGCUCAACCAAUUUCAUCUGCCUCUUGUUCAGUGAAAAUUAGACUAAAUUUUUUAAUUUAUUUUUUAUAAAAAAAAAUUUUUUGUUACAAAUAUGAAGUCACUGUGUGUGUUAGUUAUUGCCAUAGCUGUGGCCAGUGCCAGUCCAUCUGAAACAGAUGGCCUCCUCACGACAGCCCUCAAAUUUGUCAAGGAUUGUGGUGAUAAAUCAAUGGUCCUAUGCCUAAAGGAACGCGCCUUGCACUAUGUCGAUGGGAGUCAGGGUGAUAUUUCUCUGGCCGAUGGGGUUAGCCUCGUGCAGACGGAGCCUGUGUCCACAGGACGAUCACUGAAUGAGAUCGUUCUGCCAGCUGAACCUGAGGCACGUGAAUCGGAAGUUGAUUCCCUCUUGGUGGACCGUGUUGCCCGCUUCUUGGGAUCUCACACCCUUCAAUUCAAAGUCCCGAAAGAUUCCAUCCAGGAGAUGCAGCGAUCACUCGAUGAAGCUCGUGGAAAGGGAAAGAAGACCAAGAAACUCCUCCUGCCCCUCCUUCUCCUGUUCAAGCUGAAGGCCGCUGCCCUUCUUCCACUGGCCAUCGGAUUCCUCGCCCUGAUCGCCUUCAAGGCCCUCAUCAUUGGCAAACUCGCCCUCCUCCUGUCCGGUAUCAUUGGACUUAAGAAACUCUUCGAAUCCAAACAAUCCCAGAGCUACGAGGUCGUGGCCCAUCCUCAUCACGGUGGUGGUGGCUACGAGGAUCAUCACGGACACUACGCGAGGUCUUUUGAUGCCCACAACUUGGCCUACAACGGUUACACGCAGUAAAUGCAUCCGAUGGUUUGCUACCCUCCCAAAAAUAGGUAUAAAAUCCACCCCCGAAAAAAUUCCUUUUGGGUUCGUUUUGGGGGUGAAAAUGAAAAAUUCGGCGCGAAAUUGGUCAAUUUUUAGGGAAAUUUAUUUAUUUAUUUAAAAACACACGACAAAAAAUGAAAAACUGAAAAAAUCCUUAUUUAUUUUUGACUUACUCUACCAAUUUUAAGAUUAAAAAAAAAAGACAACGAAGAAAUCUCUCCUAAAUCUAUCACAGUUUGUCACAACAAAGAUCAUUCUACUUUAAUUUAUUUAUUCCUAAAAGAUUAAUUGUGUUACAACUUGACGACUGACAUUUAGUCUAUGGACACGAUCUCUAUAUGCUUUCUUUAGUACUUUUCCUCUCACUUUUUUAUAAGGAAUGAAAGAAAAAGAAAAAUAACUUCUAAGUCUUAAAGUAAUUAACAAAUGAAAGAAAGUAAUUUUUAUAAAAUAUUGUGUUUUUUUUCUCUGUUGAUCGCAAUAGAAAAAUUAAUGUUGCAUUUAAUAAGUGCAAGGUUAGUUGGUAAAAAAAGGUAUUUUUUCAAAAAAUGAUGAAAAAAUAUUUUCCUCUAUACAUAUAACAAUUUAACUUGAAAAAAUGAAAAAAAAAUAUGGAAAAAAAACAGAUGAUAACUGACAGACAAAAAAAUGACAAACCAAACAAACUCAGCCAAAAUAUUCUUCACCUUCAUUAUAAAUUACCAAAAUAUCAUGCUUUCGAUCAAUUCGUGAUCGCGUUCGUGCUCAUUAUUUUUCUUCUUCUUCUUAUUAAUAUACAAAACUUGAUUUCUCUGCCACUGCUGAGAGAAAUUUUCCCUUUUCAGUGAUCGAGUUUUUUUUUGUAUUUAUCCUGCGAUUAUUAAUUCGUUUUCUCGCAUACUUAACCCACUAAAAUGAAUUUCUUUUUUUUUUCAACACUGUCUUUCGCGCUCUCAUCUUUUCUCAGUGCAAACACGCACGUUGUCGUGAUCGGUGAUCUCUUUUGCCCCGAGGGGCGAAGAUGUCGAGUACUUUUUUGGCAAUGAUCGCGGCAUACAAAGUGGCCAAUUUGCUUAGGAGGUGGUCGUGAGCACAGAGGGAAAAACGCGCGAUGCUUGGAAAACUGUAACUUUUAUUGAUCGCGCUUGCGUUUCUGAUCAUGAUCAUGUAACGGAACUGCGAUGCAUUCUGGGUCAGCUCCGGAGCUCCAACUCAUAUCUCAUUUAAUGCCAAUAUAUAUGAUACAUUUUCAUACCCCCCCACUUGCUUUUGUAAAAGUGUCUUGUCCCACAGCACGCACCUCCAAUGGUUGCUUCUUCCAAUACAUUUCGCAUCUUUCUUGGUCAACUUCAUUUUUACUUCUUUUCUCCGCGCGCUCUUUUUUUUUCUUUCAAAAGAAGAAAACUUUUACAAACUCUGCAAGAGCUCUGUAAUACAUUCUUCUUUAUUUAUAUAUGUAAAAAUUGGUGUCACUAGACCUGAGUAGGUGAUAACAAAUAAUUUUUCAUAGUCUCACCUUAACUCAUUUGCUAUUAUACGUUUUAGUGUUCAAAUAAGAGAAAAGCUGCGUGUGGUUAUUUUUCCACAUUAUGUACACAUUUCUUUUUGAACGAAAAAUAAGAGAUUCAUUUUGCCUCUUUUCUAUCCGCUCGACAUCUUCAUUUACUUUUCUUUGUAAUUUUAUUCUCUUGCCAAUAUACCUGCGGGGAGCAUCACUGAUUGAUUGAAAAGCCGCUCAUGUUAAUUCAAAACGUGAAAUUGCUUCAAUUACGCACGAAAUUGAUCGAUUUAUUUUGAUGACUAUUUAACCAGCUUAAUGAGUGUGUUACUCACACACAUUUCUUAAUCUCUCUCCAUUCAUUCUUUAAAUCCAAUUUGAGCACACCACGGUGGUCUCAUACUGCAAGCCAAUUCACACACGCAAAUUCCAAUUAAAUCUAUAAUAUAAUAUGAAAAAAAAAAUAGAAAUAAAAUCACAUGUUCACUCAUUACCUUUUCACAAAAUAACAUGAAUUAAGAGAAUGCAAAAAGGGUUAAAUAUAUGUUAAUUAGAGAAAUUCAUGUCUAAAUGCACGUGAAUUCUCUUUGAAAAUGUAAUGAACUUGACCUUAAUAAUGAUUGUAAAGUGAACGAUUGCUGCUUUUUGACCAUCGUAUUGCUCUUUCUCUUCAUUCACACACCAGUAUUAAAUGAAGAAAAACCCCACAAGAUGAUUAUCUAUAUUCCUGGGGUACUUCCUCUUAUAUUUUUUUUCUCUCUUACUCCUCUCUUUCAUCAUUGUUCUAGUAAUUUAUUGUUGUAUAAAGUCGAGAAAUAAAUGUUAUAACUCUUCACAAA
Molecule: messenger RNA, 3487 nt
Organism: Lutzomyia longipalpis
Lineage: Eukaryota; Metazoa; Arthropoda; Insecta; Diptera; Psychodidae
Gene: Osi9
Exons: 3
Coding region: 437-1144 (235 amino acids)
Source: RefSeq, a predicted model, not a curated record